AUGUCCAACAGAAUUACAAAAACAAAGUGCCCUCAACCAAAUAACCAGGGCAAAACUGACAAAGACUUAAUGAAAUAUCACAUUUUAUAAAAGAUCAACAAACCCCUAGUUCCUGAGCAAUAAAUAAUAAUAAAAACUUAACCUGAUGAAGAAUUGGAACCUGAGGAUUUUAAACAAGAGAUUGAAUUUAAAUAUAAGGAUUGCCAAAUUAAUCACACAUUUAUUUUCCCUAAGGAAGAUUAUGAAUCCUCAUCUGAUAAUUCUCUUUAAUCUCUUAAAGAUACUACAAUUUACAAUCUUAACUGCAACAAUAUAGAGCGGUUGACUGAUGCCACAUCUCCCUAUUUUAUGAAGGCUUUGAAUGAGAAGCUAUUGAAAUUAGCCGAAUCCAUCGACGAUGAUCCUACCCAAUAAAAUACUAUACAAAAAUUCAAUACUGCCAAUCCAAAACAGACAAAGUUCUUAUUCUCCUCUAUUAAUAGUCAAUCGAAAUCUCAUUGUUAGAAUCAAUCCAGCACAUCGAUAAGCAGACUCAUUGAUCAUUACAUGAUAAAUCUGAACACAAUGAGUUAGAAUGGCAAUCAAAAUCGAGAUAGUGUAACUCAUAAAACGUAAAAGAACUUGUACUUCAGAGCCACUCCCACAAUAUCAUCUGAAAAGAAGAAAUAAUCGAAGAAGAUAUUGCAAAUCUUAAAGUUUACUCAAUAACGCAAAAUCAAUAAUUCUACUAAUAAUGAUAGCAAUACUUUCAAUAAAAGAACUACCUAAAUUAAUAGUUACUCUUUUAAUAAUACACAAAAUAUAUUUUUGAAUGGAAAAAGAAAUGGCGAAAACAUGAGAAUUAAAACAGAAUAAGAUGAUUUUGAGGGAAGUUUGUAAAAGUUUCAAAUUAUUCCAAAAUCAAGAUCUAAAGUUAGAGAACACGUAACAAAAUUCAAGAAACUUGAAAGUUCCUAAGAAUGUAAGAUACUCAAUUAUACUAUGGAUAAUCACUUAUUAGAAUAGCUGGGUGUUGGAAGGAACGCAAAGAGUCAAAAUAGAAGUUACAAGGUUUGA
Molecule: messenger RNA, 1056 nt
Organism: Paramecium tetraurelia
Lineage: Eukaryota; Ciliophora; Oligohymenophorea; Peniculida; Parameciidae
Exons: 4
Source: RefSeq, a predicted model, not a curated record